Medicago truncatula (barrel medic) is the source of this 1163-nucleotide messenger RNA. Its product is annotated as protein decapping 5. Lineage: Eukaryota; Viridiplantae; Streptophyta; Magnoliopsida; Fabales; Fabaceae. Gene Ontology annotation, cellular component: P-body. Gene Ontology annotation, molecular function: mRNA binding. The record is from RefSeq and is a predicted model, not a curated record. Gene Ontology annotation, biological process: P-body assembly; cytoplasmic stress granule assembly. The coding region runs from base 35 to 814 and encodes 259 amino acids. The transcript is spliced from 4 exons.
UCAAGCAAAGCCCUACCUGUUGGGUGGCACACCUAUGCCUUAUUCUGUGUCUGUGACUACUGAUGCAUCUAACACACCUUCAUUUUGUUCACCUCUACAAGACAUAAAUUCUGUGGAAGGUCGAAUAACUGGAAAGAUUCGUCCUUACCCAAGUCCAAUUUCUCCUCAAUAUUCUGUCCAUAAUCGUGGUUCUUCAAUUGUGGAUUCUACUUUAGGUCCCUUUCUAACACCUCAAUCUUUGUUAACUUCUGAUCGAUUUGCACAUCCUAGAGAAUGGUUAUUAGCACAAAAUUUGAACCCUAAUUGGAAGGAUAUGGGUUCACUGCCUCUAACUUCCUCUGUACCAAUGCCUUCUCCAGCAUUUCAAUCACCAUUGGAGCAUCUACCAACCUCCGUGCACAAGGCUCAAUACCCAAGUCCACAGUUUACUGAAGAGUUUGAUUUUGUGGCUAUGAAUGAAAAGUUCAAAAAGGACGAGGUAUGGAAUUCUAUUGCAAAGGCAACCACAAAAAUAGAGGGAUUGGAAGACAUUGAGUUUCUCAAUUUGGGUGAACGAGAAUGUCACAAAUUAAAGUCUGCAUACAAAAAAGAUGACUUUUUUGACACAAUUUCUUCUAACUCUAUGACUCGUGGAUCAAGGAAUCGUUUAUCUGCAAGAACAAAACAGGAUACUGAGAGAUUUGGCAAUUUCCAUCAGAGGCCUAAUGCAGGUUAUGGUGAUUAUGGCGCUGGACGCGGUGAGAAUUUCAGGGGCUAUUUGGGAAGGGGUUAUGGUUAUGGCGGGAGAGGGCAUGGACCAAACUUCCCUUUCUAGUGGUAUCCCUAUUUUCUGUUAAACUUUCCUUUAUUUUCUGCUCGAUCGUUGGCUUUAUGCCAACGGUGUUUACAUAUUUUUGGAGCUUUCAUGCUUGAAUGCUGGAGUUUCAAACUUUCAAAUUACAGCCAAGUUCAUGUAUUAUUUUUGGGCUCAUGAUCUGGUGUUUGGCGUCUAGUUCUAAACAAUUGCUGUCUAUAUGUCUAUAAAGCAAUCAGUAUCCAGUGGAACAAUGGAUCAUUUUUCUUCUUAGUUUUAAAUUUCUAUAUGUUGAGAUGUGCAUAGCAAUCAGUAUCCAGCAGUUCAAGUAAAUCUUGGUUGAUGACAGGAUUCAUUCUUAUAUUGAGAA